CCCCGGAAGUGACGCGGGCGGACAAAGGCAGCGCGCGCCGCGGUGUCGGUCGGGCUGGAUGUGAUCGGGCGGUUGUGCCUCCGGGUCUGCGCUGCCGCCGCCGCCCUCGCCUUCCCCUCCCUCUUCUCUCGGUCCCGGGAGCCGUCCCGGGAGCAUCCUGCCAUUCUCGUAUGUCCAGCUGCAGACACACAGAUCCGAGGAGAGCCGGCCCCGUCCCGCAGGCUGCGCGCAGGAGGAGGAAGUGCCGCUGUGGAGUCCGAGCAGCCGCGGGUGGAGACAGCAUGACGAGCGAGGUGAUCGAAGACGAGAAGCAGUUCUACUCUAAGGCCAAGACGUACUGGAAGGACAUCCCGCCCACGGUGGACGGCAUGCUCGGGGGGUACGGCCACAUCUCCAGCAUCGACAUCAGCAGCUCCCGGAAGUUCCUGCAGAGGUUCCUGAGGGAAGGCCCCAACCAGACGGGGACCUCCUGCGCCCUGGACUGCGGCGCCGGCAUCGGCAGGAUCACCAAGCGGCUGCUCCUGCCGCUCUUCCGGGCGGUGGACAUGGUGGACGUGACGGAGGACUUCCUGGCUAAAGCGAAGACCUACCUGGGCGAGGAGGGCAAGAGGGUGAGGAACUACUUCUGCUGCGGCCUCCAGGACUUCAGCCCGGAGCCCAGCGCCUACGACGUCAUCUGGAUCCAGUGGGUGAUAGGCCAUCUGACCGACCGCCACCUGGCCGAGUUCCUGCGGCGCUGCCAGCGCGGCCUGCGCCCCAACGGCAUCAUCGUCAUCAAGGACAACAUGGCCCAGGAGGGCGUGAUCCUGGACGACGUGGACAGCAGCGUGUGCCGGGACCUGCAGGUGGUCCACGGCAUCGUCCGCAGCGCCGGCCUCAGCCUCCUGGCCCAGGAGCGGCAGGAGAACCUCCCCGACGAGAUCUACCACGUCUACAGCUUGGCCCUGAGAUGA
Molecule: messenger RNA, 953 nt
Organism: Pipistrellus kuhlii (Kuhl's pipistrelle)
Lineage: Eukaryota; Metazoa; Chordata; Mammalia; Chiroptera; Vespertilionidae
Gene: NTMT1
Product: N-terminal Xaa-Pro-Lys N-methyltransferase 1
Exons: 5
Coding region: 171-953 (260 amino acids)
Cellular component (GO): cytoplasm
Molecular function (GO): N-terminal protein N-methyltransferase activity
Source: RefSeq, a predicted model, not a curated record